Molecule: messenger RNA, 2141 nt
Organism: Colletotrichum destructivum
Lineage: Eukaryota; Fungi; Ascomycota; Sordariomycetes; Glomerellales; Glomerellaceae
Product: Putative cytochrome P450
Exons: 3
Coding region: 281-1921 (546 amino acids)
Molecular function (GO): iron ion binding; heme binding; monooxygenase activity
Source: RefSeq, a predicted model, not a curated record
CUCCAAGCCAUCCAUCCGCCCUCUCUCUCAGCUUUUCCCGACUCACUCGUCCUUGUUGGUACACACACACACACACACACGAGAGAGAGAGAGAGAGAGAGAGAGAGAGAGAGAGAAGAUACAGAGAGACACACACACCCAGAGAGAGAGCUAUAGAGAGACUACAAUGCCCGGUACAACCAGUUAGAAGCCCCGGACCGCCGCUCCAGUCUGCUUAGCCCGUCCUCCCUCUGCGUCCGUCUCUCCGUCCGUCUGUCUGUCUGCUGCUUUACUCGCGAGAAUGGCCGGCAGCCUCCACGCCCAAAUCACCGAGUCGCUGACGCCCGGGCGCGUCUUCGGCUCCAUCUUGUUCGUCUUUGUCGGCCUCCUCGUGCUCGACCACAUCUGGAAGCCGACGUACCCGGAGAACAUCCCCGUCGUCGGCUACGGCAAGGGCACUGUCGCCGGAGUCAAGAACUUUUGCUACUACGUCUUUCGCUACCGCGACUGGGUCAUUGAGGGCUACCACAAGUACAACAAGCAGAACCGCGCCUUCGUCGUCCCCGCUGCCGCGAGCCGGGCCCCCGACAUCAUCAUCCCGCGAUCCCUCACCAAGUGGCUGCUCGAGUACCCGGACUCGGCCGUCUCCGCGCACGAGGCCCACAACGAUGUGCUCUACAGCGACUACAACUUCCUCGGCAAGGUCUACGCCGACGACGUGUGGCACACGCGCGUCAUCCACAGGAGCCUCGCGCGCCACCUCGGCUCCCUGGUCCCCGGCAUCGAGGAGGAGGUCUCGGUCGCCGUCGACGAGGCCUUCGGCACCGACACGGACAACUGGAAGACGCUGAGCCUGUGGGACGCCUGGCUGACCAUCGUGCCCCCCGUGACGAACCGCAUCCUCGUCGGCGAGGGCACCUGUCGGAACAAGGGCUUCUGUAAGGCCAUGGUCUCCUUCGUCGACCAGGUCAUCCUCAACUGCUUCGCCCUGCACAUGGUCCCGCAGAUCAUGCUGCCUAUCCUCGGGCCCCUGAUUACCUUGCCUAACUGGUGGCUGUGGCGCAAGGCCGCCAGGCACAGCCUGCCCGUCAUACGCAAGCGGCUCGACGACAUGGCCAAGAAGGAAGCCGGCGACCCGGCCUACGACACCUGGGCCGCGCCUGAGGACUUCAUCACGUGGGAUAUCCGCAUGGCCAAGGCGGAAGGCAACCGCUUCGAGCUCGAUCCGUACGUCAUCUCGAAGCGACUCUUGCCCAUCCAGUUCGCCGCCAUCCACACGACCGUCAUCACCGGUCACGGCAUCGUGCUCGACCUGCUGAGCUCCGACCCGGCCAAGGGGUACAUGGACGGCAUCAGGGAAGAGGCGGCGCGCGUGCUCAAGGAGGAGGGCGGCCGCUGGACCAAGAACGGCCUCUCGAGGCUCUACCGCCUCGACAGCGCCAUCCGCGAGAGCCAGCGGCUGAGCAACUUCAGCUGCACGCUGAUGGAGCGCAAAGUCGUCGCCGAGGAGGGCAUCACCAACGAGCAGGAGGGCUGGCACCUCCCCAAGGGCACGUUCCUGACUGUCAACCUCGAGGGCCUCCACCACGACGACGACGUCACCCCCAACGCGCACGAGUACGACGCCUUCCGCACGAGCCGGCAGAGGGAGGAGUACGAGGCGAAACCCCAGGCGGAGAGGAGCCUGGAGGAGGGCCUGAGGCUCAAGAACCUCGGCAUGGUGACGACGAGCGACGCCCAUCUCCCUUUUGGCCACGGGCGGCACGCAUGCCCCGGCCGCUUCUUCGUCGCCCACGAGCUGAAGAUGGUGGUGGCCAACCUGCUUCUCAACUACGACUUGAAGCCGAUAUCCGAACGGCCGAAACCGCAGUGGGUGGGCGUGACGGUGGUGCCGCCGAUGGACGCAAAGGUUGAGCUGAGGCGGAGGAAGGGCACCUUGUAGAUGAGAAUACGGUGGACGCAGGUAAUGAAUCAAUCUUUGAGAACCCAAGUAUGGCCGCAACGAGGAGCUAGACGUCGGGGUUUGGAGACAAACCCCCGGCCAUCAUCCGUGAGUUUUGCCGCUUGCAGCGUCUUCUCCUCUUCGCUUUUCCUGUUUCGAUCACGAACAUCAAGCCCAUUUCGUGGCCCUCCUCAGGUCAGUCAGGUUGAUAUUGAAUUAC